AUGCGUAGUAUGAUUGGUAAUGAUCGGCAGCUUUCCAACUUGCGUGAGACUUGCACGCAAAGUGAACUUGUUUUGCCUGAGAACAUCAACUCUGUUUCAACGGAAAUCUCAAAGGUAUCAUGCGAUGACGAUGAAGGAGCCAUUGAAAGAGGAACGAAGCGAAAUCAUUUAGCGAUGGCAGGGAUAGCCGAUGUCGAGACAAAACAAAGUACUGUGGUUCAGUGCACGGACGGAGAUAUUGAAGAAAAAGCGUUGGCAGAGGUAAAGUAUGGUGAUAGUGUUGACAAGAUCGCUGCAGUCGAAGAGGGCGAAGAGGAAGACGAAGGACCACCGAGAAAAUGCUCACGUUUGGCAGAAGAAGUUCGCAAACAGCCAGCAGCUGUACCUUCAAAUCAAGUUAUCGUGAACGCCUUUUUGGACUCCGGAGACCAGGAGUUACAUUGCGGACGCACAGGUCAAGGUGUUGCACACCUACGAGCAGCACGCUCGAUUCAUGAAUAUCCCCGUACCAUCACUUCUGGCAUUGAAGCGCGUGAUGUUCCUCUGGUUGGGGCAAAAAUGGCUGCCCAAAUUGAACAGAUUUUGGACUCAAGACCAGUGGAGGUGAAGAAGUACACGCCACCAAAGUUGGUACAGGAGCUGCGCACCACUAUUGCAAAACAAUCGGAGAAUCAGCUACUUGUUGAUGAACUCGCGAAGUUCGGGGAGCUUGAGCUGUACUUUCACGACAGAGGCAACAAAGACACUAGCCGUGUUCAGGCUUCUCGAGAAGUACAGCUCGGUGACCACGUUACUGCUCCCACCGGGAACAACCCUCGUCAGGAAGUAGCGGAUGUUGGACCGGUUGAUUCCAACGAUAGUGAACAGAUUCGUGAUGAUCAAGGUCUCAUUGUCAAGGAUAUUCUAUUAUCAGGUGAGGUCGAUCAAAUAAUGAAGAAUGUCGACAAUACUACUCAACGAUCUGAGAACGAACCCAUCGCAGACACGUAUGUUGAUGAUGGUGACCAGCAUGUGUUCCCGGGCUACUUCGCCAGAGGAACUGCGCUCCUGCGCACAGCAAAGGCAAUUCGAGACGCAGAUAUAGUUGUGACAUCGGGGAAGCAGGCGGCUGAAUCGAUCAAGGCAGUUGACAAUCAUGUGGCUGCUAAAAUCGAUCACAUUCUGAAUCGCAAGCUCGAUGACACUGACACCCGUGCACCACUUCAGGAAGCUUGUAAAAGACGCACUCACAUUGAUGGAAGCCAAAACACUCAGGAUGAAGGUUUAGCACAUAUGGAAACGAAGGCUGCAAACUCCACUGAUCAAGAAGCGGCAUUGGAUCGUGCUGCGCAUCAUCUUCACGAUGCUACCGAGUUUGUGACAAGUGGCAGCGCUGCAAAAGCUCUAGGUUCCAUCGGAAAAAUGGUAGUGUCCUUUGUCAACCAUCAGGUCGGGCUCACGUCGGUGGAUGACAGUAUAACGGACGACGAUGAUAGAGACGAGAACAAGUAG
Messenger RNA from Peronospora belbahrii, 1491 nucleotides. The record is from the annotation of a GenBank genome assembly. Lineage: Eukaryota; Oomycota; Peronosporomycetes; Peronosporales; Peronosporaceae.